AUCUUCUCACAAUCAGCUAAAAGACCGCAGAGAAAUCUAGUAAGUAAGAAAAGCCCUCUUCGUCUGCAUCUGCUUGUUGCGAAUAGCUGAAAGGAAAAAUUAUGGGUUCAAAAGGCGAAAUUUUGAGCCUGUGCCGUUCACUUCUACGGACAGCUCGACAAUUCAGCGAUUACAACAUCAGGGAAUAUACAAAGCGCCGCACAAUUGAUGCUUUCCGAGAAAAUCGGAACCUGACCGAUCCUUCUUCCAUCUCCGCCGCUUUCUCCGACGGCAAGGCUCAGCUUGACGUCGCUAAACGACAGGUCGUUGUAUAUUCUCUUUAUGCCCCUAAAAUUAAGAGCGUCAUGGAGACCAAAUCGUCUCCUUCUGCUUUUAAAUAAUCAGAGUUCUUUUUUCUGUUUGUAUUUGAUAAUUUUGAUAUAAUGAAUUGAAUCACAAUUAGUUUUUUCGCAAUGUUUUCAUUAUGAGGGAUUUUAUGUAUUGAUUGUGUUAAUUAUUAUUAUUAUUUUU
Messenger RNA from Ricinus communis (castor bean), 510 nucleotides. RefSeq names its product LYR motif-containing protein 4. The transcript has a single exon. Gene Ontology annotation, biological process: iron-sulfur cluster assembly. Bases 102 to 380 code for a protein of 92 amino acids. The record is from RefSeq and is a predicted model, not a curated record. Lineage: Eukaryota; Viridiplantae; Streptophyta; Magnoliopsida; Malpighiales; Euphorbiaceae.